CCACCAAACUGCAAGACAGACGGACGGGACUUUAAAAUACUUAAACUCGUUUUAUUCACAUGAGAAGACGGAGCGGAUCGGACCUAAGAGACCUCAGCCUUGUCUAGUCGGUAGGGUAUGGCUGUGCGGUCCAGGACGGGAUUCUACCGGCAGGAGGUAAACAGAACAGUGUGGGAGGUUCCGGAGAGGUACCGAGACCUAAAGCAGGUCGGAACUGGAGCCUAUGGAACAGUGUGUUCAGCAUGGGACCGCCGGGCGGGGAUGCAGGUGGCCAUCAAGAAACUUCACCGGCCCUUCCAGUCCAAACUUUUUGCCAAAAGGGCUUACAGAGAGUUGCGACUCCUGAAACACAUGAAGCACGAAAAUGUCAUCGGGCUGCUGGAUGUUUUCACUGCUGAAAUCUCACUGGACCGCUUACGUGACUUUUACCUGGUGAUGCCGUUCAUGGGCACUGACCUCGGCAAGCUGAUGAAGCUGGAGAGACUGUCGGAAGACAGAGUGCAGUUCCUCGUCUAUCAGAUGCUGAAAGGACUCAAGUACAUCCACUCUGCGGGGAUCAUCCACAGGGACCUUAAACCUGGAAAUUUAGCCAUUAACCCGGACUGUGAGCUAAAGAUUCUUGACUUUGGCCUAGCGAGGCAGGCUGAUGCAGAAAUGACUGGCUAUGUCGUGACGCGCUGGUACAGAGCGCCCGAGGUCAUCCUCAAUUGGAUGCACUACACACAAACUGUGGACAUCUGGUCGGCAGGUUGUAUUAUGGCAGAGAUGCUGCUGGGAAAGCCGCUGUUCAAAGGAAAUGAUCAUCUGGACCAGCUCAGAGAAAUCAUGAAAAUUACAGGAACCCCAUCUGCUGACUUUGUUGUGAAGCUACAGAGCCAAGAUGCCAAAAACUACAUCAGAAGUCUACCAAAAGUGCCAAAAAAAGAUUUGCACUCUAUUUUCUCCAAAGCCAGCUCAAAUGCAGUGUGUGUCUUGGAAAAGAUGCUUCUUCUAGACCCUGAGCUGAGGGUGAGCGCCUCGGAGGCGCUCGACCUGCCUUUCUUCAGCGAGUUCAGAGAUGCAGAGGAGGAGCCUGAGGCGCUGCCUUAUGAUCAGACUAUGGACAACAAAGACCUGCAGGUGGACCAGUGGAAACGUCACACUUUCACUGAGAUACUGACCUUCAGGCCGCCGAGGGACUCCAGAGAGACGUCACUAUAAGAGCACGCGCAUACACACACUGUGGACACGCACCUCUGCACAAACAAAUUCUUACACACCUGCACCCAGAAACUGAAUUAUUUUCUUGUUGACUUUUUUGUGUUUUUGUAGGAGUAAUGGAUAUUAUUCGUUUGUUUAAGU
This is a messenger RNA of Micropterus dolomieu (smallmouth bass), 1341 nucleotides long. Its product is annotated as mitogen-activated protein kinase 12-like. The coding region runs from base 118 to 1200 and encodes 360 amino acids. NCBI's taxonomy places the organism in Eukaryota, Metazoa, Chordata, Actinopteri, Centrarchiformes, Centrarchidae. The record is from RefSeq and is a predicted model, not a curated record. The transcript has 12 exons. Gene Ontology annotation, cellular component: cytoplasm; nucleus. Gene Ontology annotation, molecular function: ATP binding; MAP kinase activity. Gene Ontology annotation, biological process: intracellular signal transduction; protein phosphorylation.